This is a messenger RNA of Plectropomus leopardus (leopard coralgrouper), 859 nucleotides long. Lineage: Eukaryota; Metazoa; Chordata; Actinopteri; Perciformes; Serranidae. The record is from RefSeq and is a predicted model, not a curated record.
UUGGUCUCUUUUUUAGCGAAGGCGCUGCUCUCUCCGGCCCACCCUCCUCCAACGGUAAGCCCCGCCCCCAGCACACCUGUCGAUCAGCCUCCCUCACCUGCAGGAGCAACAGCUGCUGCUCCUUCAAACCCUCCUCCCACCUCCUCACAUGACCGCAGGGAGAGACAGAGCAGGAGGAGGCGAGGGGAGAGGAAAGCUCGUCCCGCCUCCGACUCGUUCUCCUUGGAGGUGGAGCCUUGCGUCGACGUGUCACGGCUGGAGCUGCGGGUUGGACGGAUCCUCAGCAUCCGCCGCCACCCGCUGGCCGAGGCGAUGUCCGUCCAGGAGGUGGACAUAGGAGAGCACGCCCCCCGAACGGUCGUCAGCAAGCUGGGAACAAAAACACACCUGGAGGAGCUCCGGGGCAGUCUGGCCGUAUUGUUAUGCAACGUUAAGGCCUGUAAGCUGAGGGGCGUGGUCUCUCAGGCCCGCCUCCUCUGUUGCGCCACCUCUGAGGACUUUGCUGAGCUGCUGACUCCGCCCACAGGCUCCACCCCCGGAGACCGAGUCACCUUCCUCAACUACCCAGGUGAGCCGGACCGGGAGCUGCAGUCCAAGCAGAGGGUCUGGGAGCUCGUUCAGCCCGACCUGCAGGUCGACUCGAGGGGCGUGGCCAACUAUAAAGGAUGCGGGUUUGAGGUGAAGGGGAAGGGGCUCUGCAGGGCCCCCUCCAUCACCAACUGUGGCAUCAGAUAGACGCAGCAAGGGGCCACAACAUGCUAAAGACCUGAUGUGCUCCGGAGUGCUUUUAUUUUGAAAUUCCUGCACAAAAUUGAUUUCAUAAUUGCUGUUGUUUAUUGAUUAAACAUUUUAAACCACA